Molecule: messenger RNA, 1266 nt
Organism: Angiostrongylus costaricensis
Lineage: Eukaryota; Metazoa; Nematoda; Chromadorea; Rhabditida; Metastrongylidae
Source: the annotation of a GenBank genome assembly
AUGUUGAAAUUGUAUUUAUUAUUAGGGAGAGAUCCUAUGCUACUUGUGCUGUAUAUCAUCUACUGUUUUUUUCUGCUACUCAGCGCACUUUUCACCGGUUUGAAUCUAUCGCUAAUGUCAUUGGAUAUUGACGACCUUCGACGCAUCAAGGAAUACGAUGAAGACCCGAAGACUAGACGUUAUGCAGCUAAUAUCAUUCCAAUAAGGGAGAAUGGAAACUUUAUAUUGUGUACAAUUUUAUUUGGCUCUGAGGAAGGCGAAGUCGCCGAAACAUCAGCCAUCGACCAACAACAGCAACAGCAACAACAACGACAGCGACAACGAAGACCUGUACCAACCUCGCGUCAGCUUAAGAAGAUCAGAAACAAUAUCUGUAACAUAAUUUGCGUGCUGACGUUCGAUCAAAUGUUUUCGCACCUACGUAUGUCCGAAUUCGAUCGGAUUCUCUUCAUCAACAUCGUUCCGGCGAUGUUCACUGUCACAUUCGCUGAAGUCAUUCCACAAGUGAUCUUCACAAAAUAUGCUCUGUCGAUGGGAAGUCGGUUUCGAUACUUGAUGGUGUUCUUCAUUGUGAUUACAUUUCCAGCCAGUUAUCCGCUAGCAAAGCUUCUCGAUUUGAUUGUUGGUCGAGAGAUGAGAACGACGAUGGAUAAACGAAUUCUGGGUGGUUUGAUACGUCAACAGAAGUACGAGAAUGAGAACAUGGCUGAUGUGGUAGAGAAUGCGAUGAAUCUACAAGUGAGACGAGUGCGAGACGUCAUGACACCACUGGAGAAGGUGUUCAUGAUAUCCGAUAAAACUGAAGUGAAUUCGAAUUUAAAGAAGGAACUGAACGCAAAUCGACACACACGAAUCCCUGUUUUCAAAGGGGAUGAUCGAAACUGCUUUCGUUUCGUAAGUUCCGAGACACCAGUCGCACAACUGAUGCUCGAACUGAAGAAAGGUUUUCCGUUAGCGAUUGUUGUUGACUAUCACCAUGAUAAAAUGAAUUAUAGUGUGGUUGGUAUCGUGACUUUGGAAGACAAUUUAGAAGAGGUGAUUGGAGAAAUCUAUGACGAAAAAGAUCUAAAACUGAAGAACAGGUCAGGUGAGAAAAUUGACGAAAAAUCAGUCGCAGUUGACGCAAGCGCUGGUGUGGCCGCUGAUGGGCUCACGUUGAAGAUGUCCAAGAAGAAAAAACAUACAGGAUUAAGUACAGAAGAGCUUCUUCCGGAUGAACAUGCUCCACUUCUGACUCAAGGAGCUGCCUCUUCAAUGAAAAAGUGA